CUGAGAGAAGAAGAAGAAGGCAACAGGAGCGUAUUGUCAUAACAAAAUUUAACCUCAACAUUGAAUUCAAAUUUACAACUUAUUUGCAACAUUAUUUUAUAUGAAGGGCUUAACUGAACCGCAAUGAUUCACGAGCUGCUUUUCAACCUGUGGAACAACCCAGGAAAUACCGUUGUAACUGAUGAUAGCGAUUGGAGGCAUUUGUUUGAGCUUCCCCAGUUCCUCCACCCAGGUGAAGAAAGUCUUCUUCAACUGAUCAUGCAGAUCGGCAUGGACUAUCACAGAAUCACCACGUUCACCAAUCAAGUUUUGUAUCCAAACUCCUCUGAGCAAGCUGAAGGCCAUAAUGGAGUGAGCGCGCAAAGUGGAUUCUACUUGAAGGCGUUUUGUAAUGGCGUGCAAGAAGUUCUCGAAGACUACCGCAAAGAAAUCAUUAGCUUGGAAGGACGGUUUCUGGACUACCCGCAGCUGUCCCUCACUUACAUCCUCGGUUCCAUCAACAAGUACAAGGUGCUGUUCAGCGAGCUGAAGUCCAUGAUUUACAGGAUCCGGCUGGAGAAUUUGCAGGGAUGUUUACUGAUGAGCGGCCUCCACAAGUACACCAUAUGCGGCAUUGAUCAAAUCAAGACUGCUGCCGAUCGAGUUAUUAAGUCCGUCAACGUCGUGUUCUAUCAGCAUUUACGCAACUGGAUAAUCUACGGCGACCUGCUCGAUCCGUUCAAUGAGUUCUUUAUCUGCGAUGGCCAAGUGUCGGAUGAGAAUUUUUUGUAUCCGGAGCAGUUGGCCCUAAGCAGCCUUCCAGUGAGUUCGGUAAGUCCUCACUACGACUACCCAGACCAGGGUCUUAUUGUCAGUUUCACUCAGAAAAGAAAAAUUCGCAAUCCACCGCCAGUACGGAAGUUUUACAUCAACUGGGACUUGGUGCCGAGCUUCAUCAGUGAGGACUCGGCUGAGAGCAUUCUGUUUAUGGGGCGAAUCGUGUGGAUCAUCAGGAACCAGCCGAAAAACGACGAAUAUGCCGCCGACUUGCAGACCAAGUUUCGCAAAGACAUUUGGGAGGGAAAGGACCGCGAGUACUGCUACAAAAUACAGGCCCUAUGCGAGAAGAGUUUCAACGCCAUCAAUUUUCGCAUGGUUAUUGAGGAGUGCCGCACUAAGCUCACCAAGACUCUAUGGUCCAUAAUGUUGAAAGAGGGCAACUUGGUGCAGCACCUGCACUUAAUCCGGGAGUACUUUGCGUUGGGCCGCGGCGAACUGUUCCAGCAAUUCUUGGCGGUUGCGGAUGCCAACUUGAAGGACAUCGAGCAGGAUUCACUGAUGGCUCACCUCAAUACACUGUUUCAUGACACGGCGCGCAAAAUCUACGGCGAGAACGAUAAGAACUACUUGAGAUUCGAGCUGAGCUCUUCCGCCACUGAACUUUUGAAAACAAGACUCUGGCAUAGCCUGCAGUUGAAUUUCCAGAUCGAGUGGCCGCUGCACAUCUUCUUUCAUCCCGAGGUGAUGAUCUUUUACAACCGCUUUUUCUGCUUUCUGCUGCGACUGAAAAAGACUCAAAUCAACCUGUUUAAUCUUUGGUCCAACCACACCUUCAGCAAGCAGAAAAUAAGCAGCGGCGUUUGGGCGCUGCGCCACAAUCUGAUGUUCCUGGUCAACAAUCUGCAGUACUACAUGCAAGUGAACGUUGUGGAAACGCACUUCUCUAUUCUGCUGAAGGCAGUGAAGCGUGCCGGCGAGUUCGAAGACAUCAUCAAAAUUCAUCACGAAUUUGUCACCAAUCUUUUGGUUAAAUCGUUCGUACUGGAGCCAGAAGAAUCUCAAAAUAGCACGAUUAAGCAUAGGCUGUACCAGCUACCGGCACUGCAGCACAACGUCCCCAGCAAGGUGUACAACGUGAUUAUCAAACUGCUUGAGUUGUGCGACGAAUUUUGCGCAACUGCCAGCACUUGGAAUGCGGAGCUGACCGAGCCAGAGCUCCAAGAACUGAGAUCGUUGGAAAAACGGGCGGAGAUCGCAAUAGAGACGCUUCUUUUGGUUCUGUACACCUUGCAUAAAAAGGUCAGUGGUGGUCAUCUCCUGCAGUUGCUUUUCCAUCUGGACUUUAACAGGUAUUUUAGCAAGAAUAAGGCCGACUUGAACUUGAGCGCAGCUUUUAAUAUGUACUGAUCUUCCUUAAUGUACACAAGAAUAAUAAAUUUAACUUAGUUUCAA
Dendroctonus ponderosae (mountain pine beetle) is the source of this 2211-nucleotide messenger RNA. It is a transcript of the gene Grip75, whose product is annotated as gamma-tubulin complex component 4. Gene Ontology annotation, molecular function: gamma-tubulin binding; microtubule minus-end binding. Bases 124 to 2166 code for a protein of 680 amino acids. The transcript is spliced from 9 exons. The record is from RefSeq and is a predicted model, not a curated record. Gene Ontology annotation, cellular component: gamma-tubulin complex; centrosome; spindle pole. Gene Ontology annotation, biological process: spindle assembly; mitotic cell cycle; microtubule nucleation. NCBI's taxonomy places the organism in Eukaryota, Metazoa, Arthropoda, Insecta, Coleoptera, Curculionidae.